This is a messenger RNA of Penaeus indicus, 1374 nucleotides long. Its product is annotated as tetratricopeptide repeat protein 36 homolog. Lineage: Eukaryota; Metazoa; Arthropoda; Malacostraca; Decapoda; Penaeidae. Gene Ontology annotation, molecular function: protein binding. The transcript has 5 exons. Gene Ontology annotation, biological process: cilium assembly. Bases 150 to 707 code for a protein of 185 amino acids. The record is from RefSeq and is a predicted model, not a curated record.
GCAAGUAAGCCAGUCAGCAGCGCCUGUGAUGUGACUCUCAAACAACACGGUAGUAGCGACUGAGACACGGUGGGGAAGAGUGGAUAAAACAGUGAAGUUAAUUUGAUUUUUGAGUUUUCGAGUUACAUAUUUCGAUUUGGCCAUAAACAAUGGCGUCAGCUGGGGAUCGUGCUAUUCUGAAUUCAAUCUUCAAUCCUCUGUUACCUGUGGGCGAGUGUGUGUUUGAAGAGGAUAUCCCAAAGGAAUUAAAAGACCCCGAUGAUGCAUCUCCAGACUGUGCUGAGGCCAAAGAGCAGGAGGUUUUGGGAGUGAAAGCAGCAGAAGCAGGAGACGUAGAGGGCGCCCUUGUUCAUUUCAACAGAGCCAUUGAGAUAACCUCCUACAGACCGUCCGGCUAUAACAACAGAGCCCAAGCUUUGAGGCUGCAGGGCAAGGUUGAAGAGGCAAUGGCAGAUCUCAACACAGCAAUAGAGCUCUCCAAAGGCAAAGGACGAGCUGCCUGCCAAGCAUUUACACAAAGGGCCAUGAUCCAUCGCCUGCAGGGGAAUGAUGAUUUGGCAAGGGAAGAUUUCCAGGCUGCUAGCAAUCUCGGCUCAGAAUUUGCCAAAGCACAGCUUGUGCAAAUGAAUCCGUAUGCAGCUCUGUGCAAUAAAAUGUUGCACGAUGUAUUUAGCAAACUCCAGCGUGGCGAGUGUGCAGGUGUCUGAUGUCCCUUCAUCAAGUUAUGUUUCAUCAAGGGAGAAAAACUACAACUUCACUGUCACAAGGACCUUUUGCAGUGACUUUACUUGUUAAUUUCAACAAGCCCAAGAAAUUUGAAAUAAUUUGUAUAUUACAUUUAUAUAGUGUCCAAGUGAUGUUUUUUGGGGGCUUACCAAAACAUCUUUUACAUAUUUACUCUAACAUUGUGUGAAGUUCCAUUGAGUGUACAUUUAAAUGUUACAUUUACAUUAGAUACAUAAAUUUGAGAAAAUAGCCUCGAUAUAAUGUAUGCAAAGAAAAACUUUUUUUAUACUUAUGGGGAAAACUGCAAGAAGAUAGAGUUUGAUAUGCAAACAAAUAGAUUCUUAUUGGAUUCAGGAUUCAUUAUAUUUACUUUGUCACAGAAUCUUUUAAUAUUGAAAAAUAUAUUUCUUCUAACAUAUAUUUGCUGGACCUCAUACUAAAAUCUCUCCAGAGAACAAAUCUUAGUUUAUACUGUCCAUUAAUUAGGAACAGGUAGUUGCAUGUGUAAGAUGCUGUGUAAAGGUUUGUGUAAAUCACUGUUAUAUAUAUAUUUUGUGUAUAAAAUAAUUUUCAGAAAUUAUUAUCUCUAAGACCAAAAGCACGUGUAGUCCCUAUUUCUGAUACUUCAUAAAUAAAGUUGACUAUGUC